Eubalaena glacialis (North Atlantic right whale) is the source of this 1227-nucleotide messenger RNA. Its product is annotated as transcription initiation factor TFIID subunit 4-like. The record is from RefSeq and is a predicted model, not a curated record. Gene Ontology annotation, cellular component: cytoplasm; actin filament. Gene Ontology annotation, biological process: actin filament polymerization. The transcript has 8 exons. Gene Ontology annotation, molecular function: microtubule binding; actin binding. Lineage: Eukaryota; Metazoa; Chordata; Mammalia; Artiodactyla; Balaenidae. The coding region runs from base 1 to 1227 and encodes 408 amino acids.
AUGAAGGGCCCUGAUGCCCUCUCCUCCUAUACCAUGCCCUCAGACCUGGCACCCGUGGACAUCAGGGCCAGAGCCAGCGCGACCAAUAACGUGCCAGGUCCUCGGCCUCCCCGCCACCGACCAAUCACGAGCGAGCCCCCCCCGCCGUCGCCUUCCGCCAAUGGGAGAAAGCCCGCGGGCCGGGCCGACAAGGCGUACGGACCCCAAGAGCGCAGCGGCGGCGACAGCGGCGGGCACGGCGAGAACACAACAUGGCGGCGGGCAGGCCGCACCGAACUACAGCAGCAGCCGCGCGAGGGAAGAGGUUAUACUUCUCACGCUAAUGCCAUCAAGCUAGGCUUUGUUUUGGUCAGUGAAAUAUGGCCCGGCUGGGAUUUCCGGGGCUUCCCGGCCCCUGAACAGGUGGGCGCUGGCCAGGGUGUCGUGGGAGGAGCCUCUGCGAUGUACUUGGCCUUGACUGUCACAGCCACGGCCGUCCCUUCCGCUCAUGCCCUUCGCGGCUUGGGGGAGGGGCUGGCGGGCCAGAGGAAGCAAAAGCCCCGCCCAUCACCACAGGCCCUGCCCCCACCGGCCCCGCCCCUUCCAAUGGCCCCUCCCCCGACCGAGACCCCGCCCCCAGCAGGCCCCGCCUCCCUCUUCGCCUCCCGCCAGCCGGGGCUUGGGCUUUGCACCCGGCGGUGGCUGAGAACCGUGGCGGUUGCGGAGCAGGCAGCGCAGGCGGGCGGAGCAGAGCUGCCCGGCCCGGUUGCGGGCGAUGCCCCCGUGAGCCUCUCUCGCCGCCCCUCCCCGCCCCGCGCCCCUGCCCCUCGGAGGCCGCAGCGCGCCUGGGACCGGGCCGCGCCUUCCGCCGGGUCCGCGGGGCGGGGUCCCGGAGCACCUGCCCCGCCUUGCGGAGUCGCCUCGGCCAGCGGAGACCCCUCCCUGUCUGGACCCCGGCCCCACCUCCGGGGUGGCAGCCCAGCCCCAUUGCCUCCCCUACCCCACCCCGGGAGCAUCACCUUGGAGGACUCUGUGCACGCCCAUGACACGGAGCAGGUUGUUUACGUGACUCACCCCAGGAGGGAGGAGGCCAGUCCCAGUCCCUCCAGCUCCCUCUCUCUGGGUCUUGUUGAUGAAGUUUGUCUCUUGGGCCCAGGUUCUCCCGACCUCUCUGGGGAGCCAGAGGGCAAGAGGCAGGGUUUUGGCACCAGCCAGGCCUAUAUUCACAUCCCAGCUCUGCGGUUCUGA